AUGGGGCGUGUAAUGGCGGAGCCACCGAAUCUCAUGGCGAAAGCAAGAGAACUUCUUGCGACUCCAAGCCACGAACCGUUAGAGAGUCUUGUCGCUCAUCUCUCAACGCGUCAAGAAACCACCGAAUAUCAAACGGCGCUUCCUCUGUUCAUCUUCUGCACCCAUAACUUCGCUAACUGCUUAACCCUUAAGCUUCUGCAAAUGUAUCUUUCUUCUUCCAACGGCGUCCUCAGAUCCAAAUCGAUCGUUGUCCUCUCCGAAACCCUAGCCGCUUAUAAAUCCCGCAGGUUCGAACUAUCUCUCGUGGCUCUCAACGAAAUCAAACACCUUGUGAUCUCUUGCUUGAGGAUGCAAGAAGCAGAAAUCAAACUCCUCAGACAAAUCGUGUCUUUCAUCGCUCACGACGUUGUGAUGCUAGAUAACGGCGGGUGGGACGAGCUCAGCGAAUGUAUCGUCGAGCUCUCGAGUACCGAUACUCUAAAGGCUUUACACAUCUUCGCUGACUUGCCUCCAGUGUACGGGAGAUUCAUAUACAAUUGUUGCGGGAUGAUUGUAAAGAAAGCAGAGACGGUGUUGCUUAUGCCUGAUCAAGACAGAGUCGAAGAUUGGAGCUUGGGUUUACAAGCUAUUGUUAAACUUGGGAUUCAGCAUAUGGAUUCUGAUAUGAGAUUUGGUCUGGCGAAGGGUUUGCUUAUGCUUCUUGUCAAGGCAGCGACUGAUCUUGUGGAGAAGGGCAUGGAAGAGUUUCUGGUACGAGGGCUUGCAGAUCUCGAGAUGUUCUUGGCACGAGACAAGAGAAUGUAUAAUUACAAUAAGGAGCAAUGUAACUUUGUGUCCUCUUUCUUGUACAAGAUUAGAGAUUUGGGAUCGCUAACAAUGGAGGCUACGGGGAAGAUCCAUCGUUUGGUAAAGUUUACCACCCCAUCUAAUUCUCCCCUAAAACAACAAAAACCACUACAGGUUCAUGGAGCAGUUUCUGAACGUGAAUGGCUUGAUCGUUUGAACAAGUUACAGCCACUUGAGAUGUUAAAAAUCUUUGCAUCCACUGAUGUUGAAGAGAGGUUUAGAGAAUUGGCAAUUAGACAGCUCAAGCUUUUACUCUCUGAUCGCAUGUCAAGGAAAGAAGCAACAGACAUUUCAGUGUUGAGAGAACUACAGAAUUUGCUCAUCUUUUGCCUUUGGGAAAAAGAAGGGAUCUCGGAGAGCAUGUUCAAAGUCCUUGGUGAGGUUGUCUACCAUGUUUCGUAUGAGAUGACGACCUUCUAUUUUGAGGCAUGGUACGAUCUUUCCGACUCUAUUGGAUCGAACAGCAAAACAGAGUUUGAGAGAGCGGUUUAUAUCUUUCAGUGCUUAACAAUGUGGCUUGAUGAUGAGUUUAUGGUUCCUAUAGUGAAGUUUCUUCUCCCAGAGAUAAACAAAAGGCUAAACCCACCGAGAGAGGUGUUGGUAGAUAACAGUUGCUGGGUCUUGGCGUUUUUGGGUGCCUUCUGUGCCAUCAUUCAAUUGGUAGAGACGGAAACUUCUGCUGCGGAGGAGAUUACAGAUAAGAUGGUGGAUUCAGUGAGAGAGCUUGUGGAAAGAAAAAUGGAACUUGGGCUUGUGAGGAGAGCUUUCAGAGAUUUGGAAAUCAAUGUGAAGAAACAAAAGGAAUGGUUUGGUGAGAACGAAUAUGAAUUGAUCAAAGCUCUGCUUCAGAGACUCUACCUAAUCAAAGGCAUGACAAUGGAAAGCAAGAUGCUGUUGUGGAGAAUCAACGUGUCUGUGAACAGAGGAUGA
Messenger RNA from Eruca vesicaria subsp. sativa (arugula), 1776 nucleotides. Lineage: Eukaryota; Viridiplantae; Streptophyta; Magnoliopsida; Brassicales; Brassicaceae. The record is from the annotation of a GenBank genome assembly.